This is a messenger RNA of Drosophila melanogaster (fruit fly), 839 nucleotides long. RefSeq names its product Ser8 (gene Ser8). Gene Ontology annotation, cellular component: extracellular region. Gene Ontology annotation, molecular function: endopeptidase activity; hydrolase activity; serine-type endopeptidase activity. NCBI's taxonomy places the organism in Eukaryota, Metazoa, Arthropoda, Insecta, Diptera, Drosophilidae. The record is from RefSeq and is marked reviewed. Gene Ontology annotation, biological process: proteolysis; protein processing. Bases 6 to 788 code for a protein of 260 amino acids. The transcript has a single exon.
CAAACAUGUCCCUACUAAUAGCAACUUUCUUAGCCCUGCUGGCCCUCACGAAUGGCGCAGUCAUUCCCAUUGGCCUGGAACCACAAACAUCAUCGCUAGGUGGCCGGAUUGUUGGAGGCACAGCCUCUUCCAUUGAGGAUCGUCCCUGGCAGGUUUCUCUGCAGCGUUCCGGAAGUCAUUUCUGCGGUGGAUCCAUCAUCAGCAACAACAUCAUCGUGACCGCCGCCCAUUGCCUGGACACUCCGACCACGGUCUCCAAUCUCCGGAUAAGGGCUGGCUCCAAUAAGCGAACCUAUGGUGGCGUUCUCGUCGAGGUGGCUGCCAUCAAGGCACAUGAGGCAUACAACUCCAACAGCAAGAUUAACGACAUUGGAGUGGUGCGUCUGAAGACUAAGCUGACCUUUGGCUCGACCAUCAAGGCCAUUACGAUGGCCAGUGCGACGCCGGCUCACGGAUCAGCAGCUAGCAUCUCAGGCUGGGGCAAGACCUCCACCGAUGGCCCCUCGUCAGCGACGCUGCUCUUUGUGGACACGAGAAUUGUGGGCCGUUCGCAGUGUGGCAGUUCCACUUACGGAUAUGGUUCCUUCAUCAAAGCAACCAUGAUCUGUGCAGCGGCGACGAACAAGGAUGCAUGCCAGGGUGAUUCUGGUGGACCUCUGGUAUCCGGAGGCCAACUGGUGGGCGUCGUCUCCUGGGGACGAGAUUGCGCCGUCGCCAAUUAUCCCGGCGUGUAUGCCAACAUUGCCGAACUGAGAGAUUGGGUCCUUCAGGCCCAGAAGACUGUCUAGCUUUAGUUAAGCACAAUAAAAUCGCACUCAUAGUACGUAUAGUUAAACUGC